Canariomyces notabilis is the source of this 1045-nucleotide messenger RNA. RefSeq lists its product as uncharacterized. The record is from RefSeq and is a predicted model, not a curated record. The coding region runs from base 213 to 860 and encodes 215 amino acids. Lineage: Eukaryota; Fungi; Ascomycota; Sordariomycetes; Sordariales; Chaetomiaceae. The transcript has a single exon.
GUUUAUCGAGCUAUGGACUUCCCUGCUGAAAAAAAUUACGCCGACAUGGGACUACCUUGGAGCCCAUCUUGCCAGAGCCAGCUGGACAAAACCUCCCAGUCCGAUCGGCCGUCAACUACUGACACUCGACGAAUGCCACCUGAAAACCGUUAGGACUCCAAGGACUCCUGCCAACUCGAUAGCCUCGCGCUGACAACGCCUAACAGCACUUGAUGUGGACGAAUUUCUGCUCAACGACUGCAAGUAUCGUGACGACAGUAGGUAACCUGCCCCUCUGUUGGGGUUGGCAUUUAUCAAGGGUAACAAAAUACGCAGGUUCCAAGCACCCGCUCGGCUGGGCACGGCUAGCGGCGAUACAGGACCAGUUCAACAACAUGGACAUGUCUCGAGACUUCAGCUAUGUUUGGAAACGUUGGGAAUUAUACAACGGUGGCCGGUUAGCCUUUUUGCAACAAGAGCUUUACAACUACGAAAAAGAAAGAACCGAUCAUCUCAGGUGCUUGACGAAGAACCAGAAAAGACCACCGGGCCACCCUCCUAUAAUGGAAGAUUACUACGACAUUUUGAUGAAUGACCUGGCCUCCGUGCUCCAGGCUCAUACUUCAAUUCGUGCUCAAUCGCGAGAGAUGCGCCAGCUUUACCCUGUGCCCCGGGAGCAAUACAGGGACUUGCUGGAACACAUGGCAGAGCACGGCAUGCUUGAGAGAGAGGGAUAUCUAUAUUUCGAUUCGCCGGACGAAUUCUCCAGCGUAUUUCCUCUCCCCCCGCUCUGGGUGAUACGGUUUCUCUACAGUCCAUUCGGCAAGUGGGUCAUAGUGAGUGAUGCCACGGCAGUCAGCCCGUCCAGAUCAGGAAACUGACCAUGGCUGCCCAAACAGAAACACUUCUUCCGCAAGGGAGACGACCCGCAUUCCCGCUUCCUCCCCGAAAGCGCUCUCAUCAUCAUGCUCAAGACAAUACAGGUCCUAGGCGCCGCGGCGCUCGUCUUCAUACCCGUGGGCAUCCUCUGGCUUGCGGAGCCAAGCAAGCUUCAGGCUUUUGGCGU